CGCUGGGUCGCCUCGGGAGGCGCCGUAAUCACCGCCUAGGAGGAAGGAGGUCGGCUGUUCCAGGAGCUGCUAUGGUGUUGAGUUCCUCGGUAGCGCCGGCCGAGCCGAGGCGGUCGCGGCCAUGAAGGCGGGUGCCACAUCUAUGUGGGCUUCGUGCUGUGGGCUGCUGAAUGAAGUCAUGGGAACCGGAGCUGUCAGGGGCCAGCAGUCAGGAUUUGCAGGAGGCACUGGCCCUUUCAGAUUUACACCAAACUCUGAUUUUUCCACCUACCCACCAGCAACUACGGAAGGGCCUAAUAUAGUUUGCAAAGCCUGUGGACUUUCAUUUUCAGUCUUUAGAAAGAAGCAUGUGUGUUGUGACUGCAAGAAGGAUUUUUGCUCCGUUUGUUCAGUCCUGCAAGAAAAUCAUCGUAGAUGUUCUACUUGUCACUUAUUACAAGAGACAGCCUUUCAGCGCCCUCGGUUGAUGCGACUAAAAGUGAAGGAUCUUCGGCAGUAUCUCAUUCUUAGAAACAUACCGAUAGAUACUUGUCGAGAGAAGGAAGACUUGGUAGAUCUAGUACUGUGCCAUCAUGGACUAGGCUCUGAGGAUGACCUGGACACAAGCAGUCUGAAUUCUUCACAGUCGCAGACUUCUAGCUUUUUUACACAGUCAUUUUUUUCAAACUAUACAGCCCCCUCUGCUACGGUGUCUUCCUUUCAGGGGGAGCUUAUGGAUGGAGACCGUACCUCCAGACCCGGAGCGCUGGCACAGGUACAAAGUGAAAUAGCUUCAGCGAACACAGAAGAUGAUGAUGAUGAUGAGGAGGAGGAGGAGGAGGAAGAGGAUGAUUUGCAGGAUCGGACCCUUGGGCUCUCCAGGAAGAGAGUAAGAGCUUCGCUGUCUGACCUGUCGAGCCUGGAAGAGGUGGAGGGGAUGAGCGUACGCCAGCUGAAGGAGAUCCUGGCUCGGAAUUUUGUCAACUAUUCCGGCUGUUGUGAAAAAUGGGAACUGGUAGAGAAAGUUAACCGUUUAUACAAAGAGAAUGAAGAAAACCAAAAGUCAUAUGGCGAGCGGCUGCAGCUGCAGGACGAAGAGGACGACAGCCUGUGCCGCAUCUGCAUGGAUGCCGUCAUCGAUUGCGUCCUACUGGAGUGCGGCCACAUGGUCACCUGCACCAAGUGCGGCAAGCGCAUGAGUGAGUGUCCCAUCUGCCGGCAGUACGUGGUGCGAGCUGUGCACGUGUUCAAGUCCUGAAACCGAGGCUCUCCCCAGUGGGACACGCACCCCAGACUCCAUCCCAAACAUUUCAGUGCACAGAAGGGACUGGAAACGUGCAGUUCAGAGGCAGAAGCUAUUUUUAAAAAAUAUUUUCAUUACUAACUGGGGGCAUAAAGGUUCAUCCUAAGUUGAAGAAACAUUGGUCCGCGCCACCACCUGCCUGCCUGCGGACACGAGCGUCCCAGGUUUUGCCGGGCUUUAUCACGUGUCCCUGGUGAGCACUAAUUGUUGAAGUCAGACUGUCCAUAUGUGGGCAUCAGCUCCUGCUCUCUGGAGUACUUACCCCAUUCUCGUAUUUCCCCUUCAUCCUGUGUUCACCACUUCUUUUCUCUUCGGGUGAGGUAAGCUGUCUACGGUGGCUGAUGUGGAACAUGCUGAGCAGCGGCCCCUCUGAAUGUUCACUUUAUUAGUUAUGUAUAUUUUAAAUGCUAAUAUUUGAUGAAUGUAAGUUUCCACAUUAUUGCUAUUUCUGCGUUUAAACAUAAUUGGGAACAACUGACACUCUAGUCAACUGUAAGGGCCUUAGAUUAAAAAUGUCCAUUUUUGUUCAGGAACAGUGUUUUAUAGCAAGGGCUGCAUCUAGCUUCGGACAUUAGGAGUGUGUGUGCUAGAGUCUUUAUUAAUGUGUAAUCAGUUUACACUGUUUUGUAUAGUGAAGGUGUAUUUUUAGUGCUACCUGCUAGCUAAUUUCAACUUUAGGAAUAAAAUUAGAUUUAAAGAAAAUGCUUUAGUUUACAUCGUCUCAGUCAGUUCGUGAUUCACUUGCAUAGUCUGAAUGGUAUUUGCAACCUGGUCUUAGCACCCUCUUCAGAAGAGAUGAGAGCACCUUCAAUCAUAACAAAGUGCAAUGCUUAUCUUUGCUGCUUACUUAAACCAGAAAAGGUCAAGUAAUGCUUAGCUAUUUGCUAUAACCAGGUAUUGUGCUGGAUGCUACGUAGUUUCCAGCAGUUCUCAGCAUCAAUCUGAAUAGAAGAUUAAAGGACUGAGAAGUUAAAGGACUGUACAAAAUCUCAGUUAAAAGGUGGCUGUGUCAGGAGCUGGGGUGCAGUUCAGUAGUGGAGCACUGUGGUUUAGCAUGCACAAGGCCCUGGGUUCCAUCUGACACUACCAGGGAAAAAAAAGUGGUCAUGUCAGAAUUUGAACCUAGCUUGGAUGUUAGUUUAUUUUAACCUCUCAGUACCACACAGCAAAUAAGAAAGUUGAGAUAUUAGCUUAUGUAGACAAGGUUCUAGAAUCUUUCCUCUCAGGUCUAGUUUGAAUCAGGGUGUGCUUUUGGUUGAGACCAGUUGUGGAUUCUUCCCAUUAGUAAGGGGCAGAUGUUUUUAAGAAAUGGCCUUCUCAUGAAGUCUCAGGUUGCUUACUGACUGUGCAGUUGUUAACUCAUGCCCUUAUGUACUGGGGGACCUAUUUACUAGUAGACCUGAAAAUAGCUCUGGACUCAGGGAGGCAGAGAGUCUGUCCUGGAGCUUAGGGCAGAAGUUUGGCUAACUGAAGAAAAACAUGCUCUUCUGCCUUUUUUACUUUUGAGGGUCAAAGCAUGUAAAUCAAGGCCUUGAGGGUAUUUUCAAAUGCAGAGCCCAGGCUGGGUAUCUGCCUGCCACAGUCAGCAGAUCAUUUCCUGUGCUUUGCUGCUCACUCCUUGCUAUAGCUGCAGGGGCACUGAUGCCUUGUCUACAUGUCAACAGUGAACUCUUGAAAUUUAAUAUUUUCUCCCAAAUCCCUAACUCGGUGGUGGGAAGCCUUUAAAUUCAGGCCAGCAAACAAUGAUACCUAAAUUUAAAUAGAAGCAUAGAAGCAAAACAGCAUGUGCUGGUUUUGUCUAAAGUUAAAUUUAAAAAUUCAGAUUUAUUUAAGUCUCAACUUAAAACAGGCUUUUUACUGUUUCCUUUUGGAUUUAUAUAUUAAGUCUUAGGUUUAGUGGUGGAUUUGUUUUUUUAAGGUAGUGCUGAAGUCACUUAGUUUAGUGACAAGCUGACAGAGCUGUUUAGUGCAACAGGAUUGACAAGGUACAGACAGCCCUUUGUAUCUGUGGAUUCAACCAACUGAGAAUGGAAAAUAUUUGAAAAAUUAUACUAAACAUAUACAGACUAUUUUUUCCUUGUCAUUAGUUCCAAAACAACUAGUUGUUACAGCAUAACAACUAUUAUGUAGCAUUUACGUUGCAUUAGGUAUCAUAAGCCAUCCAGAGAUGAUUGGGAAUGUAUAGGAGGAUGUGUGCAAGUUAUGUGCAGUUGCCACACCAUUUUAGUAAGGGACCUGUGUCCCUGCAGACACCAAGGGAUGACUGCAAAUUUGUUUGGCAAAGGCAAGUUGCAUGUUUGAAAUGGCAUGCCUCUUUACAUUAAUUUCUUGAAUAGAUAAUGUCAUAAGGAUAAAAUUCUGCAGGUCCACAAUGGGAUACAGUGAAGCACACUAACUUUCUCCUCACAGUGGGAGAGCAGUCAUUUGAAGCUCACUGUACCUUCCUUUGCCAACAUCAGAGCAGAGCCUCUCCCAGGCUGGGGUUAGGUUAGGGUUCCAUGCGGCAAGCCUACUCAACACGUGAGCCUUGGGCUUUUGCUACUAUAUCCGGCCAGUGUGCGUGCCCACAGCUGUUGGCAGCGUGUAGCUUAGGUUAGCCUCAUCUGAAGCUUAUUUUUAAAAGGUCUGUACACAGAGACCUCGGACUUGCAUUGGGGUGAAUCUUUCAGGGCUGUUCAGUGCUCUUGGGGGGAAGCUCUCCUGUGGCCUCCCUUGCGUACCUGGAAAUAUGGUGCAUCAUUACUGUCUGUCCCAGUGGUGGCGUGGCCCUCUAGCAAUUGGCAGCCCCUCUAGAGGCACCUUUUGUAGAGCUGUGUGCUUCAAGAAGCCUUCCAGGAGAGGAGCUGCCUUCUAACCUGCUAUAUUGUAAGCAGUCACAGCUGCAGCCAUAAGCCUCAAUGUUGGCUGCUGACAACUAACUACAAGGGCCUCUGAAAACCACACUUACCCUUCAAGCUAUCCCCAAGGAAGAGAAUAACCCAAAUAGCAAAGUAACUAACUGUCUUAUUUGGAAGUCCAGAGAACUAAGGCUAUCAAGGAAACAGAACUUGUACCUUUCCAUAUUGAACCAUCAGAACAGCAAAGGUAAGUUACAUUUUCAUAAAUAAACCAUAGAGCGUUGACCAACCUUGAUUCUGUUAAGCGGAUCACCCGAGUUACACUGAGGGUGCAGUGGCUUCAGUGUCAAUUUGCCAGAAUGGCAAAAUAAAGUAAAGGUGGGGCAAAUAAAAAACCAGACUUGCUGGGCAUUGUGGCACACACCUUUAGUGCCAGAGACAGGGGAGGCUGAUGCAGGAGGGGCUUGUCUCACGGGCCAAGGUUUUAUGUUGUUUUGAUUACUGAGAAAAGAAGCUGGUUAUCUUCCUCAUCUUCAGAUUUGCCACAGCAGUCAUUUCUGUAUGUGAUUAUGAGGUUAUAAGACCCUGUUUAAAAGAAAAUUCUGCGAUCUAAAAUUAGUUCUCACUAAGAAGCCAGGUGUGGUGGAAUACACCUAUAAUCUCAGUGACUUGGAGGCUGAGGCAGGAAGAUGACAAAUUUGAGGCCAGAUUCAGCAACUUAGUGAGACUUUGUCUAAAAAAAAAAAUAAAGGCUGGGGACGUGGCUUAGUGGUUAAGCACCUCUGGAUUCAAUCCUUGGUACCAAAAUUAAAAAAAAUUAUUCCUCACUAGUUUUUCUGCCUGUCACCUGGGUAGGUCACCAGAUAACCAAGUGUCUUCCAGCCACUCUGCAGGAGGGGAACCUCUCCUUGAGUUGUCUUCAGUGGGAGACUGAGGAGAUGACGCCCAAAUCUGGGAAACUUCUAGGGACAGGUGAUGCCAUGCUGCCACGGAUGUUGUCUGGCACAGGUAUGACAGGAGGCCUCCACACAGGAGAGCCACCCCGACCCUUAGAGAAACUCUGUUCCCUGAUUUCUACAUUUGGCCAUUAUUGUAGCGUAGUUCCUUCCUGCGACCUUUACAGGCCAGAAACAGCUGAAGAAGAAAAAAUCAUGUACUAUGAGGUUGCUACAUUUUUCAGAUUAAUGAGAAAUUAUUUAUUUGGUCUCAAAACAACGUAUAAUAGUAUUGAGACUCUAUUGACCCUGGGAUUUUCAAUUAAAACUUCUAGUCCUCUCCUCAAACAAAAACCCCCAAACACCAAGAGUGAUUUUUUUU
Sciurus carolinensis (gray squirrel) is the source of this 5436-nucleotide messenger RNA. It is a transcript of the gene Rnf34, whose product is annotated as ring finger protein 34. Gene Ontology annotation, molecular function: ubiquitin protein ligase activity. Lineage: Eukaryota; Metazoa; Chordata; Mammalia; Rodentia; Sciuridae. The record is from RefSeq and is a predicted model, not a curated record. Bases 122 to 1237 code for a protein of 371 amino acids. Gene Ontology annotation, biological process: negative regulation of extrinsic apoptotic signaling pathway via death domain receptors; proteasome-mediated ubiquitin-dependent protein catabolic process; protein K48-linked ubiquitination. The transcript is spliced from 6 exons. Gene Ontology annotation, cellular component: plasma membrane; cytoplasm.